AUGGUGGAGAAGCGCUGCCCGCUGCAGAGGGACGGCGUGUACCGCUGGUUCUCGGAGCUGCCGUCGCCGCAGCGCGUGGAGUUCCUGUGCGGCCUGCUGGACCUGUGCAUCCCGCUGGAGCUGCGCUUCCUGGGCUCGUGCCUCGAGGACCUGGCGCGCAAGGACUACCACUCGCUGCGCGACUCGGAGAUCAAGGCCAACAACCCGGCCGACCUGGGCGGCCUGACCAACCUCACGGACGAGGUGGUGCGCAGCAAGCUGCUGGUGUCGCUGGCGCUGCUGGGCUCGGAGCAGCGCGAGGCGGCGGGCGUGCUCUACCGCACGCUCACGCACAUCGACUCGGUCAUCCACAACUACGGGCUGCAGCUCAACGAGGGCCGCACGGGGGAUGAGUUCCUGCUGCUCUUCACCAUGGCCUCCAACCACCCGGCCUUCAGCUUCCACCAGAAGCAGGUGCUGCGCCAGGAGCUCACGCAGAUCCAGAGCAGCCUCGGCGGGGGCAAGGGCGCGCCCGGGCCCACCUGCCCGGCCUGCCACAAGGUCACGCCGAGGACCGAGACCCCCCUCAGCAGCGUCAGGAACAGCCUAGAAAACGCACUGCAGACGUCCGCACAUUCCACGGAGCCUCCGCUCCCCAAGAGGCCUUUAGGAAAGCAUGCCAAAGUGAGUGUUGAAAAGAUAGACCUGAAGGGAUUAUCACACACAAACAGUGAGAGACACGGUGAAUGUUCCUUUGAGGUCCUGUGGUCCGACUCUUCAGUCACGUCAGUGGCCAGGUCUUCCUCUGAAGUGGCUGACUUUAUCUCAAAGCUCUCACAGCUGCACCCCGAGGAAAACCUGGAGAAAUUCAUUCCCUGCUUCCCUGGCCCGGACGGGUUUUAUGUUGAGCGAAGCCACUUGGACCUGGAAGCAGACCUGAGGUACCUGGCUGCGUUACCGUCUCACGUAUUGAAAAAUGACCAUGUCAAGAAGUUUUUCAGCACCUCCUCUCCAGCCCAGCCGCUCCCCAGUCCCGGUCCUGCCACCCCCUCCCUCGCUAAAGUGGGCUCCCUGGUGGCCGUGGCCGGAAGGCCUGUGUGUGGCGUGGCCGGCAUCCCGUCGCCCCAGGGCAGCACCCAGCACCACGUGCAGCACUCGGCCAGCGUGGCCACCACCCUGCCCCACUGUGCCCACCCCACGGGUGCUGGCUCCGCGCUGACCUUCCGUGCCCAGAUGGACGCUGCGCCUGCGGUCCUGAUGUCUUCCGGCCUGCAGAGCCCCCAGACCCCGGAGCAGAGUGGGAUCCUGGACUGGCUCCGGAAGCUGCGCCUGCACAAGUACUAUCCCGUCUUCAAACAGCUCACCAUGGAGAAGUUCCUGAGCCUCACAGAGGAGGACCUCAACAAGUUCGAGUCCCUCACCAUGGGCGCCAAGAAGAAACUCAAGACGCAGCUGGAGCUGGAAAAGGAGAAGUCGGAGAAGCGGUGUCUGAACCCCUCAGUGCCCCCCUCGGUCACAAGCAGUGGUAUAGCACGUGUGCCCCCUACCAGCCACGUCGGGCCCCUGCAGUCUGUGCGUGGCAACCACACUGCAGAGCUGCGGGUGGAGGUGGAGCCAGCCGCCCACCAGGGCGCCCGGGAAGGCAGCUCCUCAGAGUCCUCCAGCUCCUCGUCCAGCCCGAUGGGCGUGCAGGCCCGCGAGGAGAGCUCGGACAGCGGCGCCGAGGAGAGCGACCGGCGUGCCGAAGCCCACCCGGAGGGCACCCUGGAGAAGGAGAAGCCGGUGCUGCUGCUGAACCACUUCCCCUCGGGUGCGGCCCGCCCCACUGCCCAGGUGCUGCCAGUGCAGAAUGAGGUGGCGGGCUCCAGCGCUUCCGGCCUCCACGGUCUGCCGCCACCCAUGCUGCCCGCAGCCUCCCACCUGGCGCCCAUGCGGCUGCUCAGUUCCGUGCACAAGGCCGAGCGCAGCGCCACGGCCGACGGGAAGCUGCUCUCCACCUCUGCCCACUCGCUCCUGUCCCCGGAGGAAAGGGGCAAGGUGUCCGGACCACGUGGGGGUAUCAAGGUGGACAAGGGUUUCGGGAGUACCCUGAUGGACGUGCUGCCUGCACCUGCCCCCCACCAGCCUGUGCACGUCAUCGCUGCCGUCCCCGAGGGCAGCUCCCUUUCCCCCACCGUCGCCUUUGGUCCCCGGGCCAAAGUCGUGCACGCCUCUGCGCUGGAGCGGGUGAUGAAGGCAGCCCCGCAGCCUGCCCUGGUGGACACCAGCUCAGCGGCCACAGGGGCCUCGGGCUCCAUCUUCCAGGUGGCCCGGCCGCCCAUCAAACUCCUGGUGUCCUCGUCGGUCCCCGCAGACUCGGCCCUCCCCGGGCAGACUUCUUGUGUGCCCCCUGCGGUCAUCAAGCCCCGGACAGCUCUGUACACAGCCAGCACCAAAGUCGCCUUCCCCGCUGUGAGCAGUGGGCCCCCGGGCCCAGCGCCUGGCAGCUUUUGUGCCAGCGGCAGCACGGCCUCUUCCAGCAGCCACCCAUCCACGUCGUUUGCGAGCAUGGCUGGCCUGACCAGCUGCCCGGCCCCCAGCCCCAGCCCCACGCUCUCCUCAGGCCCGGAGAACAGCUUCUACAGCGGCUCCGCGGGCAGCAUGUCUGCGACCGGGCAGAGCCACCACCACCACCACCACCACCAGCAACAGGCGCCAACCGCCCCCCCGCCCCCCGGCUGCAUGGUCUGCACAUCCUGCGGCUGCAGCGGGAGCUGCGGCUCGAGUGGCCUGGCGGUCAGCUACGCCAACUACUUCCAGCACGCAUUCCCUGGCCCCUCCGUGUUCAGCUUCCCCUUCCUGCCCUUCAGCCCCGUGUGCAGCAGCGGCUAUGUGGGGGCUCAGCAGUACGGCGGGGGAGCCGCCUUCCCUGUUCUCCACUCACCCUAUGGUGGCAGCCUGGCCACGGAGCCAACCUCGUUCCCCGGCCCCCCGGUGCAGAGCUUCAUGGCGGCCUCUGCCGGCGGCUACCAGGCCCAGAGUCUGCUGGGCAACAGCAGUGGCCCGGGCCACAAGAAGAGUGGGAGCCUGUCGUGUUACAACUGUGGGGCCACCGGCCACCGGGCCCAAGACUGCAAGCAGCCGCCCAUGGACUUCAACCGGCCAGGUACUUUUAGGUUGAAAUACGCCCCCCCAGCAGAGAGUCUGGAUCCCACAGACUGACGUUCCCUCUGGCAACAGAACGUGACUGAGCCAUGGAGCCGUGAGGAAAUUAAACACGGAACUGCACAGUCUAGUUGCUGUUGAGCUUAAUGUUUUUCAUCCAAAGGUGCUUUACUGGACUGGGCUGGAUAGGAAAGCUUAGCUUAGGAGUGCCCAAACUCCUCCUUAUUGCCAAAACCUCAGUCUGGAGCUUGUGGCCGGAACUCACCACCUGCGGUCUCCGUGGUGGUGUCCACGUGGCAGUACAGGACCCUCCACCCCCAAGGAGCACAGCCGUGACUGGCCCCCAGGCCGGCACGCCGCUCAGGGCAGCUACGGGUGACCUGACCGAAGCCUGAAGGCAGGCCGCCUCUGAGUGGAGUCUCCAUGGGAGUUCUGGCCGCCUGGUUAGGUAGUGUCCCCUUUGUUGUCACCGACACCGUCCCCCUCAGGUGGUCCGGCACUGAUCUCUGGAAUCCCAAGGAUGGCCCCACAGAAGGAUGUCAGGCGGCGGGGACCCUGUGGCUGGGGAGACGGACCCAUCCGGUCACCACCGGCACCAGCAGGAGACGGGACUUCCCACUCCACCGAGAUGUUGCCAUCUCCUCCCUCCCACUCGGGCAGCAGUUUCAGGCUCCGUUUCGUUUCACUGUUUUCUGCAAAUAAACGUCAACUGCGCUGUUGACGAGAAACCACUGACUCAGCCACGUCGUCUGAGGGCCCAAGCCCCACGGAGUCCCGCCGUCAGGCUCCGAGGAGCCCACCCCACCGCCCGACAGGAGCUGUUGAGCCCUGGGUUCUCUGGGCACACGCCAGCCCGUCCAGAGACCCAGCAGGACUGGCCCCGGGCUGAGGGCCUGGCAGGCACGGCGCAUGUCCUGGCCACGCCUGCAGGCAGCUUCCUCCAGCAGGGACGCGCAGCCCGAGGCCGCCUGCGGGGCGUUUCGCUCCCGACAGUGGACACUCCAGACAGUGGACACUCCAACAGUGGGACAGCCUGUCCCUUCACGAGCGAGGGUCCAGUGUUUCCUGUCAACUCUUGUAUUGGACUGUGUAUUACUAGUUAAUUCCGUUAAAAACAAAAACAACCAGGAGCACUACAGUGGAAAGUACUGAGGCUCUGACAGAGACCACACCAGAGUCCGGUCUCAUGUAUUUCCAGAAGUCUUGUUUCGUGACCGUGGAAAAUCAGUCCUAACCGUGGGCUCCAUCUCAGUGCAUCGAAACGCCGAGAGCUUCUCGGUCUGAAAUCGAGGGACAUGACUCUUCGUGGUUAUUGAAAGGAGUUUUCUGCUAAAAUGGUAUCAUUUGAAAUCCUAAAACCUUCAUGUUAAGAUAUCGACCGAUAAGCUUGUGCCAGAGAUUUCCCAGUGGAAUAGUUAU
Messenger RNA from Echinops telfairi (small Madagascar hedgehog), 4542 nucleotides. It is a transcript of the gene ZCCHC14, whose product is annotated as zinc finger CCHC-type containing 14. The transcript is spliced from 13 exons. NCBI's taxonomy places the organism in Eukaryota, Metazoa, Chordata, Mammalia, Afrosoricida, Tenrecidae. Gene Ontology annotation, molecular function: zinc ion binding; nucleic acid binding; phosphatidylinositol binding. The record is from RefSeq and is a predicted model, not a curated record. Bases 1 to 3180 code for a protein of 1059 amino acids.